Molecule: messenger RNA, 900 nt
Organism: Papaver somniferum (opium poppy)
Lineage: Eukaryota; Viridiplantae; Streptophyta; Magnoliopsida; Ranunculales; Papaveraceae
Exons: 7
Coding region: 113-829 (238 amino acids)
Biological process (GO): proteolysis
Molecular function (GO): cysteine-type peptidase activity
Source: RefSeq, a predicted model, not a curated record
GCCACCAACAGGACCACCUCAUCCGCCUUCUAACAGGAGCCAUCCGUGUGAAUUGUACGACAAAAUCAGCAGGGUUGUUGCGCUGGGACAUGUUAUUCACAGCGACUCAAAAAUGAUUCAUGGAAAAAAAAUGCGUGAUGAUUGUUUGCGUGUGUCGGUGGAUUUUGUGGAGAUAAAAACUGCAAUACUUCCAUAUCCAUCUGGUGAUAUUGUUACUGUGUAUGAUGCCCGUGAAAGUGUUGUUCAAUGGCCAAAACACUUGGUGGUCCUUGUCGGAAAUGGGCGAACGAGAUUGGAUGCAUUUGAUGAAUUUGUUAAGAGAGCAAAAGAAGUGUUCAGAAGCAGGGCUGCGAUCAAAGUUGAGUUGCAUCGCGAUGUGUUUGGUCAAACUGUAGAUGUGCCUAUACAUAUGGCACUAGAAGAUAUUGAGUUUGUUUGCACGUCUCAGAAACUUACGAACAAUGCUAUAGUCUUAUUCAUCCGAUUUUUGUAUGAAAAAUUGGAUGGCGAUGCACGCAAAACCAAGUUCGGAUUUAUGAAUCCAGCGGCAGUUCACUUUUCAGUCAAUAAAACAGAACUCGUGAAAAGUGUAUUAAAUAGACUGAAAGAUUCAGUGCCGAGUCGAAAAUACAUAUUUAUUCCUUGUAAUACAGGAAUUCAUUGGGUACUAAUUGUAUUUUUCGAUGGGAUAUUUUAUUACUUAAAUUCGUUGGAUGAGAAGUGUAGAUACAAACUAGAGGAGCAAAUGAGCACUGUUUCAAAAGCUUUAAGAAAAUUAGGUGUCAAGCGAUCUGAAGAGAAAGUAUUCUGGGUGGACGUGAAGAAUUGAUACAUGCAGCACAACCCUAAACAAAAAGGAGAUUGGGAGUGUGGAUUUUUUGUGAUGCUAUAUAUGAAGCA